Lactuca saligna is the source of this 369-nucleotide messenger RNA. The record is from the annotation of a GenBank genome assembly. NCBI's taxonomy places the organism in Eukaryota, Viridiplantae, Streptophyta, Magnoliopsida, Asterales, Asteraceae.
AUGGGCCCAAAGAUUAGAAGCAGUAACAAAGAUUUUAUCGAAAUCCUUCACAAGAUCUAUGCAGGUAACCUUAGCUGGAGCAUAACUUCUGAGAAGAUCAAAGAUACUUUUGAUGAACAACCUGGUUUUUUAAGCGCAAGGGUGAUCUACGAGAAACAAUCAGGGAAAUCUCAAGGUUUUGAGUGUGUCACUUUUAGCUCUCCCGAGGCUGUAGAAUAUGCACUUAACGCUAUGGAUGGAUUGGUAAAAGCUUCAAAAUUCCCAUUAUUUGUGCAUCUUUCUUCUUCUGUAAUCUUUGUUUUAUUCAUUUCUGGUCUAUUUGAUGAACAGGAGGUUGAGGGUCGGCCUUUACGAUUGAACUUGGCAUAA